GACCUCUAAUUCGGUAUCAUCGUCGUCCGUUCCUGGUCUGUGUUUUACGAUAACCCCUACAUCAUUGACACGUUUAGGACACGUUUCCCGUCCAGAGUGUCCAAGUGUAAAAUUCGAAUUACUUUGUGACUCCGCUACGAAAACCAGUAGUACAGAGUCCUCGAACCAUCCGAGAUAUGAUACGAACGACGACGAAUCUACGUAAUGAAUUGGCACGAGCAAUACUAGGAAGUUCCGUGCGCACGAAUACUGUAAGAUCCGUGGUGAUACGAUGUCUUCACAGAAAAUAUUUGCAAAGAAUUCAGGUUCACAAUACCUUAAGAUUUACGGUGACUCCAUGGAAGCAGCACUUGAGGUUUUAUGCAGAUUUUCCAGAACAUAUCAAAAUACAGCUUCCUGCAUUGUCUCCUACUAUGGAGACUGGCACCAUUAUCAGUUGGCACAAAAAGGAAGGUGAAAAACUGAAUGAAGGUGAUUUGCUUGCUGAAAUUGAAACUGAUAAAGCGACAAUGGGGUUUGAAACACCAGAAGAAGGCUUCUUGGCUAAGAUUUUGGUACCUGCUGGAACAAAAAAUGUUCCCAUUGGCAAACUAGUUUGUAUAAUUGUCCCAAAUGAGGGUAGCGUUGCUGCCUUCAAAGAGUUUAAAGAUGAUACUCCAGCUGCUGCUGCUCCUCCUCCACCACCACCACCAGCUGCACCAACACCGUCGACUCCUCCACCAUCUCCAGUAACUCCGCCCGCACCUGCAGCGCCUGCUGCUCCAAAACCACUGCCAACUCCAUCAGGAGAUAGAAUAUUUAUUAGUCCUUUGGCUAAAAGACUUGCUGCUGAAAAAGGUCUCAGUUUGCAGGGUUUAAAAGGUACAGGAUUGUUUGGAUCAAUAACAGUCAAAGACUUAGAAGGUGCCCCAGCAGCUGUGGCAGGUGCUCCACUUGGAGUACCGGGGGCAGUUCCGGUAGGAAUGGAAGGAAUGGACAUUCCUGUGUCCAAUAUUCGCGCAGUAAUCGCAAAACGUUUGCUAGAAAGCAAGCAGACUAUUCCACAUUAUUAUCUAACUAUCGACGUGAACAUGGAUGCCGUCCUGGAAAUGCGGCAGCAAUUUAAUAAAAUGUUGGAGAAAGAAAAAGUGAAACUUAGUGUAAACGAUAUCAUUGUUAAAGGGAUGGCUAUGGCUUGUAAAAAGGUGCCUGAGGGUAAUAGUGCUUGGUUGGGAGAAGUUAUUAGACAAUACAAUAAUGUUGAUGUAAGUGUAGCAGUAAGUACAGAAAAUGGUCUAAUCACGCCAAUAGUAUUUGGUGCGGACUCAAAGGGUAUAGUUCAAAUUAGUAAAGAUAUAAAAGUUUUGGCCGCGAAAGCGCGGGAUGGAAAAUUGCAACCACAGGAAUUUCAAGGUGGAACGAUCACUCUAUCAAAUCUAGGAAUGUUCGGCAUUAAGAACUUCUCUGCCAUCAUCAACCCUCCACAAUCGAUCAUUCUUGCCGUGGGUACGACAGAGGCGAGACUAAUACCUGCCAAGAAUGAGAAAGGAUAUAUUGUUUCUCAAUUUAUGUCUGUCACUGCCAGUUGCGACCAUCGUACUGUGGACGGCGCAGUAGGCGCUCAAUGGUUAACUGCUUUUAAAGCCUUCAUGGAGAACCCAACGUCAAUGCUAUUGUAGUAAAUUCAUCCAUUGGUGUCAAUGGGGUAGUUUUGAACAUGUGCAAAUUAAACUGAAAAAGAAAAAAGAUUGUUUUGUUCAGGUACGAAAGGUGACACUGCGUCUGUCCUGUAUAUCUGUGUACAGUGAAAUGUCAAAGUAUAUUAAUUUUACGCAUUUCGUGGAUCUUUCAUAGAUUCAAAUUACCACGGGCACUUUUUAUUUCUUUUUAUGCAAAAAGGAAAUCGUCAUUACGGUACAAUUUUAGUGUCAUGUAUGUGACACUAAAACGUUAUUAGGCCGAAUUUUUACCUAUCCUGUUGCAGAAAUUUUAUACAUGUGGUUUUUCAUUGAGUGUAAAGUAAAGAACACGUUCACUUCCUCUCUCUCUCUCUCUCCCCCUCUUUCUUUUCCUGACAAUUGAUGGGAAUUAUCUAAAAAAAAGAAGGAAUGAUUUCCUUCAAUCGAAAAUCUUACUUUAUUAUUCAUAUGAAAAAUCACAAUUUUUCCAGUAGCAAUAGUCAUGGCCAAAUGUAAAUAUGUGUAUUUAUGAAGUAAUAAAAUGGCCAUUAUAUAUUGCAACGAAUUUACUUUUUACUUAGGAAAAAUUAUUUGAGAGAUAAAUACGUCGAAAAUGUUUAUAGUAAAUAAUAUACAUAAAUGUACAUGAUAUUUAAUAAAUUGUAUCUUACAAAUCCAUCAUCUGGAUCUUUGUUGCACGUGAUACUUAAAGAAAUGAAGUAUUACGUAAUUGUUAUUUGUGAGAAUAUAUGUAUGAAGUGCCA
Ceratina calcarata is the source of this 2422-nucleotide messenger RNA. It is a transcript of the gene muc, whose product is annotated as dihydrolipoamide S-acetyltransferase muc. Gene Ontology annotation, molecular function: dihydrolipoyllysine-residue acetyltransferase activity. The record is from RefSeq and is a predicted model, not a curated record. The coding region runs from base 177 to 1658 and encodes 493 amino acids. Gene Ontology annotation, cellular component: pyruvate dehydrogenase complex. Lineage: Eukaryota; Metazoa; Arthropoda; Insecta; Hymenoptera; Apidae. Gene Ontology annotation, biological process: pyruvate decarboxylation to acetyl-CoA. The transcript is spliced from 6 exons.